Messenger RNA from Seminavis robusta, 444 nucleotides. The record is from the annotation of a GenBank genome assembly. NCBI's taxonomy places the organism in Eukaryota, Bacillariophyta, Bacillariophyceae, Naviculales, Naviculaceae.
AUGUGCACAAUCGCCAAGCCAACCGGUAUCCGCGGGCCCAUCAGCCCACUCGUCGACCGCUUCGACCUCCCCGCCACAGCGCCCCUGAAUAGCAACUUUAUGAAGGCCAGGAAGCGCAGCAGUCUCAGCUUGUUGGAGAAGACUAGCAGCCCCGCAACCAACAGCCUUCUCAGCAUCGUGCGAGCCUCUGAAGAGGGAAGCAACAAGCGACGAAAGCGCAGCAACAGUUGCUCGCCAUCUUUCGAAAUCUCCGGCCUCUUCAAUAGCUUGCUCUCCACUGAUAGUGUUGACUUUCCCUCUCUCGAGUGGAACUUCGACAUGGACAGCACCACCAGCAAAAAGACUUCCGAUCUCAUGUCCGCCUCUGAACCUUGCAUCCAGAGCAGCCACCGCCGCCGUGGAUUGGUUCGAUCCAAGAACUUCCAGCCCACUCGUCUUUGCUAA